This is a messenger RNA of Paramecium sonneborni, 703 nucleotides long. Lineage: Eukaryota; Ciliophora; Oligohymenophorea; Peniculida; Parameciidae. The record is from the annotation of a GenBank genome assembly.
AAUCUAUUCAUUCAAACUCGUUUCAAUUAAUCACCUCCCUCCAUGUUUUUACCAUACCACUCUCCAAUAAGAAAUCAAUCUCCAGCUAAUUCCUAUCUCUACACUUAAGGGUCUCCUACUUCAACACUUAUAAAUGAUCGAUAUUCAUCAUAACCUAGAAUGGACUCUACUAUCUACUGUAAUUAUUCAAUUUUACGCGCAAAUAGUUAAAUCCAACGAACCACAACAUAGUUCUUACUUUCCAGAAUAAUCUAAUAUUGUUAGACAAAAGAGUUAUUUUUAAAGACCUAACAAUUAUAUUGAACUCAAUUAAUCUAAACAUAGCCCUAAAAAAUAACAAGAAACUUCUUCUAAUUCUCAUAAAAUUAUUUUUAAUGAUGGAUCUAUAUACUAUGGUGAAAUUAAGGAUUAAAUGAGACAUGGAAAAGGGGCACUUUACAGUUCUGACAAUCAAUUAAUUUAUAUCGGUGAAUGGCAAAAUGAAAAAUAUCAUGGAUUAGGAAUUUUAAAUAAAGGAAAUAUAAGAUAUAAAGGUCAUUUUGAAGAAGGCUAUGUAGAAGGCGAAGCCAUAGAAGAAAGUAAAACUUUCAAAUUCUAUGGUUUCUUUAAAAAAGGCAAACGAAAUGGACCAGGAACUCUCUAUGCUAGGAAUUAAGUCACAUAAGGUUUUUGGAAGGAUAACCUACUGUAAGAUGUUUGUUGA